AUGGCUUCUGAAGCGGUGGGGAGGGUCCGGCGGGGGCUGUUCAGAGGAGGUAAUAUUUCUAACGAUGAUGGCCUUCCUCGCUCUGAGCCGGCGUUGACUAUCAACAUUCCUGCUGUCCCUUCGACGCCAAGACUACCUGCCGCUGCUCCUCCAAAGUCUACAAAAGUAUCCAAUCCAUCACCUGAUGACGAUGAGCUUGAUGCUCAUCAACAGCAAGACAAUCGCUCUUACCGCGAACACCUUGCGUCUCGGAUUGGCGCUGAUUAUAAAGGUGUAGAGAUAAGCGACGUGAAAGACACUGGAAACGUUGGGGCCCUUAUCUUAGCAACUGUCAAUGGGCCACGGUUUGCGAAGAUUACUCGGCCAACGGAGAUGCCUGGAGUCAUUUUCCUCAUGAACACGCGCGAUCUCGUGCUUACCUUUGGGGCAAAGACAGUAUUGCUGGAAUUUCCGACAAUCAUCAACGCCUUUGCUUCUCCCUCUCUUUGGAACGGCAAGGAUCCCAUUCUCAAGGAGCGCCUCGAAGACGUUAAAGAGCUCUACUACUACCUUGACUCGACACCUUCCCACUCAUACAUGAAAUUCCUUUACAAAUACCCUCAACGUCGCUACCCGUACGAAGAACUGGUGACUGAGAACCGGAAUCGUAGUCGUGACGUUGCCGGGUAUGAGAUUCUCGACUCAGACACAUUCAAUGAAGAUAGUCCUAGACACAUGUAUUACGCCAAGGACGAAGACGAACCAGAUAACAUCUAUAUCAGGAUUACUGCCUAUAAUCGAGGGCCUGAUCCUGCAACUCUCCAUAUUAUUCCCCAACUGUGGUUCCCAAACACUUGGUCAUGGCCUCUAGAAAAGCCUCCAAUGCCUUCCUUGACUGCCCAUAAUUGCAGUGGCAUCAAUUACAUCGCCGCCAAACAUCCAGACCAACCUAAAACCCACCUCUAUCGUCUUCCUUCUCCCCCACCAGUUGGUCCUAAUGGCAACUUUGACGUUGACCCCGAGACAGAAGCCGUUGAACCAGAAUUGCUAUUUACCGAGAACAACACCAACUUUAGUCGCCUGUACGGAGUUGACGACGAUGAAGUUGAGGAAGGUCCUUGCACACCUUUUCCAUCUGGACCUGAUUUCGUGAACCCGAACAAGACCGGGACUAAGUCUGCUGCUCAUUACAUUUUCAAAGAUGUACCCAGUCAAGGGGGCUGCUCUGUUGUCCGUCUCAAGCUAACGCCUCUCUCUGUGAAGAAGGACCUUAGUAUCGAGGACAAAGGUAUCUUCGAUGAUGUUGUCGAAGCUCAUCGUCGGGAAGCAGACGAAUUUUACAAUUCCCUCGUCUUUGGGCCUAUGAGCGAUGAUUUCAAACAAAUCGUGUGUCAAGUGCUGGGAGAGAUGCUCCAAACAAAACGGUACUACAAGUUCAUUCAGAAGGAAUGGUUGGAGGGUGAUCCUGCUCAACCUCCUCCUCCCGAACGCAAAUUCAUUAGAAACUGGGAUUGGCGCUACAUGCAUGUCGUGGACGUACUAUCCAUGCCCGACAAGCAAGUGGUAUUCUACUACUGA
Lentinula edodes (shiitake mushroom) is the source of this 1557-nucleotide messenger RNA. RefSeq lists its product as uncharacterized. Lineage: Eukaryota; Fungi; Basidiomycota; Agaricomycetes; Agaricales; Omphalotaceae. Gene Ontology annotation, molecular function: Glc3Man9GlcNAc2 oligosaccharide glucosidase activity. The transcript has 8 exons. The coding region runs from base 1 to 1557 and encodes 518 amino acids. The record is from RefSeq and is a predicted model, not a curated record. Gene Ontology annotation, biological process: oligosaccharide metabolic process; protein N-linked glycosylation. Gene Ontology annotation, cellular component: endoplasmic reticulum membrane.